GUGAAAAUGGCGUCGAGUCAGGGAGGUGUGGGAGCUGUAACGGCUCUUCCAAACCAUCACUUAUCCAACGGACCUCACUGGAACCCGGUGAUCAACCAGCAUCAGCACCAUCUCCACACGACCCGGAGCUUAGACCGCGCUCUGGAGGAUUCCGUGUGCUCAGGAACGUUGAAUCUUAGCGGGAGGAAGCUGAGAGACUACCCUGGACUGAGCUAUGAUCUUACUGAUACAACACAGGCAGAUCUGUCGAAGAACAGGCUCACAGAGAUCCCUCCAGAGGUGUGUCUGUUUGCCCCCCUCGAGUCCCUCAACCUCUACCACAACUGCAUCAAAUGCAUCCCAGAAGCCAUCAUCAACCUGCAGAUGCUGACCUAUCUAAACAUCAGCCGGAACCUUCUUUCAACAUUGCCAAAAUACCUGUUCAACCUCCCUCUCAAAGUGCUGGUGGUGAGCAACAACAAGCUAGUGUCUGUCCCAGAGGAGAUUGGGAAGGCCAAAGAACUGAUGGAACUGGACAUCAGCUGUAAUGAGAUCCAGGUGCUGCCCCCUCAGGUGGGGAGGCUCCAGGCAUUACGGGAACUCAACAUCAGGAGGAACUGUCUUCACAUGCUGCCUGAGGAGCUGGCUGACCUGCCGCUCAUCAGACUGGACUUCUCCUGCAAUAAGAUCACAGAGAUCCCUCCUGUCUACAGGAGACUCAGGCAGCUGCAGCACAUUAUCCUCGACAACAACCCUAUGCAGUCCCCACCUGCACAGAUCUGCCUGAAGGGCAAGGUGCACAUCUUUAAGUACCUGAACAUCCAGGCAUGUAGGAUGGAUAAGAAGCCUGACUCUCUGGACCUCCCCUCUCUGGGCAAACGCUGUCUUCCCCAGCCUCUGACAGACAGCAUGGAGGAUUUCUACCCCAGUAAGAACCACGGGCCUGACUCUGGCAUCGGCAGUGACAACGGGGAUAAAAGACUGUCUGCGACAGAGCCCUCUGACGAUGAUACCAUCAGCCUGCAUUCUCAGGUGUCAGAUACGGCCCGUGCCGAUGCCAUCUCUCUGCUCUCCAAGAUGGACUCAGGCAAAGAUCAGAUCCCCUAUGACUUCAUCGAACCCAACCCAGAGGAAGAUGCUGCCCUGUCAGAGGGGGAUAGGCAGCAGAGUGGACCCUACAUCUCAUGUAUAAAGGAAUUGGAGAAGGUUCUUAACAAGUCACACCAAAGCAAAGAUAAGGAGAACUGGAAAGAGGAGUCUGGCUCUGAUAAAGAUCAGCUAGUUGAAGAGGAUGAGGAUGAGCUGAAGGAGGUGCUGGAUCUGAGGAAGAUCGCUGUCCAGCUCCUGCAGCAGGAGCAACAGAACAGACGACGGUCCUUAAUUUGUAGAGCAGAGAGUCUAAUUCAUCGAAGGAGGGUUGCCGGCCGAGCACACAGGUUCCUCAGUCACUCUGGCAGCUCCAGCAGCAAACAGAGGUCCUCCUGCCAGGCCAUCCGCAGUGCCUCUCUGGAUGAAGGGAGCAGUGGAGCGUCAGUGCUGAGUGGGCAGAACCCUGACUUCACAGACGAUGACACGGCUUUCUCUGAGCCAUCCUCUUCCUGCUCCUUCGAUGGCAGUCUGAAGUCAGAGUCUGACACAGAGCCAAAAUGGCCAGAGGUUCCACCCGUACUCAACCAGAACGAGGAGCGCAGGAGGAACAAGUAUCUGAGGAAAGAUUAUCUAAAGUACAAGUGCCAGAGCGCCCGAAGAAACUCCAGUGGGAAUGAUGAGUGUGAGGAGGUGAUGCGGAAUGCUGAUUUUAGCACCACCCUCACAGUGUUUGGUCUGAAGCCAAGAUCAUCGUUCUGUCGAAGCAGCCGUCAAGAGUCGUCAGACCCCAGUUUCACUAUGAGGAGGAAGAUGGAACACCUGAGAGAGGAGAUGGAGCAGAUUGGCGUCCUACGGCAGAACCUGGAGUCCAGACUGAAGGUCUUACUGCCGGACAAUGUCGGAGCUGCUCUAAUGGAUGGCGUUGUCCUGUGCCAUCUGGCCAAUCACAUUCGUCCUCGGUCGGUGGCCAGCAUCCAUGUACCCUCCCCAGCAGUGCCAAAGCUUAGCAUGGCCAAGUGCCGCAGGAAUGUGGAGAACUUCCUGGAUGCCUGUAAGAAGCUGGGUGUGCCACAGGACAAGCUGUGUUUGCCCCACCAUAUCCUAGAGGAGCGUGGGCUGGUGAAGGUGGGUAUGACCGUUCAGGCUCUACUGGAGCUGCCGGCCUCCAAGCCCACUCAGCUGUCUGCUGUCUAACAGCAGCCUGGACACUGCCUCCACCCCCUGUCCAGCCUAGUCCAAUCCUCCACCACCCAGCCCUUCACCCCACAGAGGAGGGGGCUUCCAGCCUGCUCCGCUCAUCACCGGGGACCAGGGACCCCUUAAGGUCGAGGGCCCAGGGGCUGCAGGGAGUCCAUUGCCAGCUGACUGAGCCAAGAGAGGGAGGGGUUAACUCAGAUCCUCCCACCCUUCCUAUAUGAUGUCAGCUGGGACCCACCUCCCAUCCAUCAGAUUGUUAGCUUCUGUCAUGUCCUCCUUCAGGGGACCCUACUGUACUGUGUGUGUAGAGUACCAGUGUGGCUGUCUGUGUGACCUGCACAGUGUGGACUUUGAGAACUGGUGAACCUAAAGCCAGAUCAGAAGUCAGACUAAGGGGUGAAUCACAGUGAAGAUGAAGACCUGUCUGUCACCAUGGUGAUAUUGACUGGCCAAUUCUCAGACACCAUUGAACCUAGUGGUGCGAACACUGAAUUCACUGGGUUUUCAACACUCUGUAUUAAAGACAUUGGUAGUGAAGUGAUAGCAGUUUUAAAGGCAUUAAAGGCACUCUUUCACUCAGAGAACUGAACUGCAUGCUAGCCGAACCAGCCACACCACAUAACUCAAGUGGUCCUUACACCCUGAUUUUUCUUUUUAGAACAAAUGAGCUUUCAAAGGGGAUAUAUUUGUAGAAGAUCAUUGUGUUAUAUCACAGUAUACCUCUGUUUGAUAUCCCAGAGGUAGAGCUUGAGACAUCCUAAGUGGUGCUUUACCUCAGAGGAGCCAGCAGUAGCCAAACCCCGGUACACACACUUCUUACAGUCUGCAUUUGAGAAUAAUUAUUGUACUACUAAUAACAGUGCCAUUUGGGGGAAGAAUGCUAAGCUUACUUUUAAAAGCAUGGUAUCCAUGAUUCAGAUAGAUUUUCUACUGGAGCACAUCUGUGGUGAAGGGAGGCUGCUCUGAGGUACUGCAGAUGUGGUAUUGGUAGCUCAUCCCUGUACAGUAAACGAGAGAGCCAUCCCACUGCCACAGGACCUUCUCUCAAAUGCAGACCUAGAGACAGAUACUGUGACUGCAUGUAGCUUUGAUCAUACCACAUGUGCUUAUUUGAAUAGGACUCGUUGAAAGCACAUGGUUAUUUAGUUAGGAUAUUGUACCAAAUACACUUACAAUGCUGAGAUUGUAUCUUUUGGUAAUUUGAUGCAGUGAAACAGUUGUUUUUUAAUGUUGACAUAUUUAAUCUUUACAUUUAUAACUUGCUCCUCUGGUUGGAUUCACAACUGCAAAACGUCAAAUAAGGAACAAAACAUAAGCAAUGAGGUGAUCCCAUAGAUGAAUCCUGACCACUGAAAUAUUUUAUCAUGGAAAUUAUUGAUCUAUUUAUUUUUUCUAUUUAUAUGCUUUGUUUGUUUUGUUUUUCACCCCUGAUGACCCCUUAAGUUAUGUGACAGGAGUUUGCAGCUCCAAACUGGUGAUAUUUUCCUGCUUUAAGCUUUAGUGUUUGUUCUUGGCCACAGUUUACAUGUUCACUGUCUAAAAAGCCUGAUUCGGUUAACCUCACAUCGGUUAACCUUCAAAUGUGUUUUUGUGUGUGGUGCAGGAACAAUGGUAGUUUUGUCUGCAAUGUCUGUUUGAUUGAAUCAGUGUUACUCACUGAUAAAUAUUUAUACUGAACAAAAAUAUAAACGCAACAUGCAACAAUUUCGAAAAUGUUACUCAGUUCAUAUACAGUUCAAAUAAGGACAUCAGUCAAUUGAAAUAAAUUCAUUAGGCCCUAAUCUAUGGAUUCCACAUGACUUGGAAUACAGAUAUG
Molecule: messenger RNA, 4081 nt
Organism: Coregonus clupeaformis (lake whitefish)
Lineage: Eukaryota; Metazoa; Chordata; Actinopteri; Salmoniformes; Salmonidae
Product: leucine-rich repeat and calponin homology domain-containing protein 2
Exons: 22
Coding region: 7-2262 (751 amino acids)
Molecular function (GO): protein binding
Source: RefSeq, a predicted model, not a curated record